CAAACCGAACAGAACAGCCUUGCAAUUUCAAAAACAGCAAAAAAACACCACACUCAUACCACAGACUCCAUUUUCUAUUUUCCCAUUUCCAGCUCUCUUCAAUGCAUAAUCACCAACAAAUUCUCAACAACCAAACACCUCCAAAUUAACAUUUUUUCUUUCUUUUAAAAUUUCUUUAUAAUUUCCUUUUUAUUCCUACUAAAUAUUUUUAAUAGCACUAUCCAAUCACCAAUCAAUUCACCAACUGCUCUUCUUGUUUGUUGUAUGGGAGCAAAUGCUACCUAUAAUUGCAUGAACGUCGUCGUUUUCGUUGAUCAUGAAUCUCUAAAACCGUCAUUUCGUUUCAUAAACCCUAAGUUUCAUCGUAACGCUCUCUUUCUUUACAAUUUCUCACCGUCGCCGCUACCAGCUGCGGUUUCUCCGUUUCCGUUCAGUUUGAGUUCUUCAUUAUCGACUCAAAUGGAGGAGGAACGGUCCAUUUCUCUUCUUAAGUUUAUGGCUAAUGAAGGACUGGUUCCUCCUCUACAAGAAGAAGAGAAGAGGAAAAAUGUUCUUUUAAAUCUUAAGAAGAUAGUGGUGGCUUGGGCUAAGAAAGUUGCUUGGCAGCGUAGACUCCCUAAAGAACUAAUUACAGCUACAUAUGCUACAAUUUUGACUUACGGAUCUUACGGUCUCGGUGUUCAUGGUCAAGAGUCUGAUAUUGACGCGUUAUGUGUUGGGCCUUAUUUUGCUACAAUGGCUGAGGAUUUUUUCAUUGUUCUGCGUAACAUGCUUAAAAGCAGACCAGAAGUAUCGGAUAUAUACUGUAUAAAGGAUGCAAAAGUUCCGUUGAUGCGGUUUAAAUUUGAUGGGAUCUCAGUUGAUCUUCCAUAUGCGCAGCUUCAAGUAUUAGCAGUUCCUGAUAAUGUGGAUGUACUUAAUCCAUUCUUCCUAAGGAAUAUUGAUGAAACCAGUUGGAAGAGUUUAUCUGGAGUUCGUGCAAAUCAACAAAUUCUUCAGCUUGUUCCGGAUCUGGAGAAUUUUCAAUCAAUGUUGCGAUGCAUUAAACUAUGGGCGAACAGGCGUGGAGUGUAUGGCAAUCUUAAUGGUUUUCUGGGAGGAGUUCAUUUGGCGAUUCUUGCAGCAUUUGUUUGUCAAAAUCAUCCAAAUGCAAGUGUGAGUGCUUUAAUAACAAACUUCUUUACUACAUUUGCCAUGUGGCCGUGGCCUACACCUGUAGUGCUGCAAGAUGGAAUGUCAUCACUAGCUGGAGAUUUUGUUGAGACACGCUCCUUCAUGCCUAUUCGAUUGCCCUGUAGUCCACAUGAAUAUUGCCAUUCGAAUAUCACAAAAAGCACAUACUACAAGAUCAGAACAGAGUUUCUCAGAGGAUAUCGCUUGACUAAGGAUAUCGUAAGGCCUGAUUUUGUCUGGAACAGCAUUUUUGAGCCUUUUCCUUAUUCAAAGACGUAUAACCGAUUUGUGAAGAUUCACCUUUCAGCUCCUGAUCAAGAUACGCUAGGAGACUGGGUGGGUUGGGUUAAGUCGCGUUUCCGCUGUUUACUUCUUAAGCUUGAAGUGAUGCAAGAUCGUUGUGAUCCCAACCCCUUAGAAUACGUUGACAUGGAUGUAUCAGAACCAAAUGUUAUCUUUUACUGGGGUUUAAAUCCAACUAGGAGAGAUUUUGUGGAUAUAGAAUCAGUUGAGGAGGAUUUUUUGAGGAAUUUAUAUAGCGGGUGUCUUGGAAUUCAUAGAAAGAUGGAAUUGUCAAUCGUGAGAGCAAUAGAACUGCCUAAGAAUGUUCAGUUCAAUGGCGGAAGUGUUAAGAAAACGAAAGCAUAUUGGAAGGCUGUUGACAAGAGGACCCCGGCAUUUUCGCAACAUCUUCCCGACUAUUUUGUUGGGUAUUUGGCAACAAAUGGAGAUACCAAGUAAUCGAGUGAGGGGGGUUAAAACUUUUGAAAGUGACAUUGGUGGCCAGUUGCUAACUGCUAACUAUUCGUUUUCACUGAACUAUCGAGUUUCUCGGUUUACAGUUGCAGUCGAGUCGAAAGAAUUUACAACCAUUCAUUGUGGAUAAGAAUGAGAUACGUUCAACUCCAUAACUAAAAGAUUGAUUUGAUUCUAAACAGUAGAAAGUCAGAAUUUUGUAACAAAUUGUAGUUUUGUAAACUUGCUGUCUAUAUUGUUUGAUGUAUUUUUUUCUCCA
Mercurialis annua (annual mercury) is the source of this 2188-nucleotide messenger RNA. RefSeq names its product nuclear poly(A) polymerase 3. Gene Ontology annotation, molecular function: RNA binding; poly(A) RNA polymerase activity. Bases 265 to 1914 code for a protein of 549 amino acids. The transcript has 10 exons. Gene Ontology annotation, cellular component: nucleus. Lineage: Eukaryota; Viridiplantae; Streptophyta; Magnoliopsida; Malpighiales; Euphorbiaceae. The record is from RefSeq and is a predicted model, not a curated record.